GAUUUUGAAUUGAUUUUUGUUUUUUGUUUUGAAAUUCUUUUUCUUCACUUGGAACGUGAAUAUUCUUAAUAAUUUUGUGCUCAAUUCAAUAAAUAAAUUGUGAAUAUAAAAAAAAACAUGACAAAACAAACGCCUGCCAUCGUUAUUGAUAAUGGAACAGGUUAUACAAAAAUGGGAUAUUCCGGUAAUCGUGAACCAAAUUUUAUAAUACCAUCAGCAAUAGCUAUAAAAGAAACAUCAAAAGUUGGUGAUCAAGCAUCAAGACGUUUAGCACGUGGUGUUGAUGAUUUAGAUUUUUUUAUCGGUGAUGAAGCAUUAGAUUCAACUGGAUAUUCAGUAAAGUAUCCAAUUCGUCAUGGAAUUGUUGAAGAUUGGGAUCUAAUGGAACGUUAUUGGGAACAAUGUAUAUUCAAAUAUUUACGUGCAGAACCUGAAGAUCAUUAUUUUCUAUUAACUGAACCACCAUUGAAUACACCAGAAAAUCGUGAAUAUACUGCCGAAAUUAUGUUUGAAACAUUUAAUGUGCCUGGAUUAUAUAUUGCUGUACAAGCUGUAUUAGCAUUGGCAGCAUCAUGGACUAAUCGACAAGUUGGUGAACGAACAUUAACUGGAAUUGUUAUCGAUUCAGGUGAUGGUGUUACACAUUGUAUUCCGGUUGCUGAAGGUUAUAUUAUUGGAAGCUGUAUUAAACACAUUCCGAUUGCUGGACGUAAUAUUACAUAUUUUAUACAGAAUUUACUUAGAGAAAGAGAAUUCGGUAUACCGGCUGAACAAUCAUUAGAAACAGCUAAAGCGAUCAAAGAACGUUUCUGUUAUGUAUGUCCUGAUAUUGCCAAAGAAUUUGAAAAAUAUGAUAAAAAUCAAUCAAAAUGGAUUAAAAAAUAUACGGGCAUAACUGCAAUAACGAAACAACCGUUCGAAGUUGAUGUCGGUUUUGAACGUUUUCUUGGACCUGAAGUUUUUUUCAAUCCGGAGAUUGCCAAUCCUGAUUUUGUUACAUCAUUGUCGGAUAUUGUUGAUACUUGUAUUCAAAAUUGUCCGAUCGAUGUACGACGACCACUUUAUAAGAAUAUCGUUUUAUCCGGUGGUUCAACAAUGUUCAAAGAUUUUGAUCGUCGUCUACAACGUGAUAUUCAACGUUUAGUUAAUCAACGAAUGAAAUUAAGUUAUCAAUUAAGUCAAGGACGUCUAAAUCCAACACCAAUCGAUGUACAAGUUGUAUCACAUAAUAUGCAACGUUAUGCUGUUUGGUUUGGUGGUUCUAUGCUUGCAUCAACACCAGAAUUCUAUUCAGUAUGCCAUACAAAAUCACAAUAUGAAGAAUAUGGACCAUCAAUUUGUCGCCAUAAUCCUGUUUUUGAUGAUCAUCAUUUUCAUGAAAGUCAAAUUCCACCACCAUAUCAACAACCAAAUCAAGAUGAUAUAAACAAAAUGUUGAUUAAAGUAUUUGAAAUGAUUGAUAAUAAUGAUGAUAAACAAGUUGAUUCGGAUGAAUUGAAACAAUGGUUAGAUAAAAUACAUAAUAAUUUAAUUAAUGAUAAUGUUGAACAACAAUGGUUAUAUUAUUCACCACCAUUACAAGAAGUACAUAGUUGGGAAUCAUAUGACCCGGAAAAAAAAGAAGCAUUAUCAUGGGAUCAUUAUUUGAAUUCAACAUAUACUGAUGAUGUUGUCAAAGCAUAUCAAACGGAUGCAAAUAUCGAUGAAUACAAAUCGGAUGAUCCAAAUUUUAAAACCUAUUUUAUUAUGUUAAAACGUGCUGAACGUCGUUGGAAAUAUGCUGAUAAAAAUAAUGAUACUGUUUUAAUAAAAGAAGAAUUUAAAUUUUUUUUACAUCCAGAAGAAUCUGAACAUACUAAACAUUUGUUGGUUGAAGAAGCAAUGGAAGAUAUGGAUAUUAAUGGUAAUAAAGAAAUUACUUUGGAAGAAUAUAUGAAACAUAUGAAUGAAGUUUCACCUGAACAAGAUAAACAAGAUCCAAAUUUUGAAUCGAAUCAUCAAUCACAAUUUCAAACAUAUCUGGAUAAAAAUAAAGAUGGUAAUCUUUGUAUGAAUGAAUUAACUGAAUGGCUUAUACCAAAUUUUGAUCGUCAUGAAGCUGAAUCACAACGUAUGAUACAAGAUACUGAUAAUGAUCAUGAUCAAAAAUUAAAUGAAAAAGAAUUAUUACAAAAUAAUCAAUAUUUUUUAAGUUUAAUACCGGGUGAAAUGUGGAGACAAUAUUCGAAUGCUGGUGCUGAAUCCGCAACUGCUUCUUCACAUGAUGAAUUCUAAAAUGAUCAUCCAUCAGUUUCAUUCAUUCGUUUUCUGACCAAUCUAUCUAGCUGCCAGGAAAUUAAACAAACAAACGAAAUUUUAUCCAAAAAACUCAAAAUUGUUU
This is a messenger RNA of Dermatophagoides pteronyssinus (European house dust mite), 2380 nucleotides long. RefSeq names its product Actin-related protein 3 (gene Arp3). The record is from RefSeq and is a predicted model, not a curated record. NCBI's taxonomy places the organism in Eukaryota, Metazoa, Arthropoda, Arachnida, Sarcoptiformes, Pyroglyphidae.